Messenger RNA from Pecten maximus, 936 nucleotides. RefSeq names its product L-type lectin-domain containing receptor kinase IX.2-like. Gene Ontology annotation, biological process: protein phosphorylation. Gene Ontology annotation, molecular function: protein kinase activity; ATP binding. Lineage: Eukaryota; Metazoa; Mollusca; Bivalvia; Pectinida; Pectinidae. The transcript has 6 exons. The record is from RefSeq and is a predicted model, not a curated record. Bases 1 to 936 code for a protein of 311 amino acids.
AUGUCGGUUCCAGGAGUCAUCCACAAAAAAGCUGCUGCAGUAAGCACAGUUAGUACUCAAGAUAUUGGCACUCAAAUGUCCAUACCAGCAUCAAUCCUGAAUGAUGUUCAUGAAGGUCGCCCAAAUGAGCAGGUACAAAGAUAUCAGAUGGAUGCAAUGAAUCACACUCCGGCCUAUGACUACACAGUACAGCGGAAUGAGAUCCUCCAAAGGCACGCCAAUCUCCCCCUGUUGAAUCAUCAGGAGUUUCAAUUCCUAAAUCUGUUAGGGAAAGGAGCAAAAGGAUCUGUUUAUCUAGCUAUGGCUAACAACACUGUCCCAACAGCAGUAAAGGUGUAUCAUUCAGAAUAUUCCACAAAGCUCCAACAAGACAUUUUAAAUGAAUCAGGCAUUUUGUCAAUUCUGCAGGACACUGGUUUUGUGCCGCGGGUUUAUGGAUUACUUCCCGACCAAUCCGACGUAAGAAAACAUAUGCUGGUACAGGAGUUUUAUGGAAACGGCAGGACGCUUUGGUCAAUUCUUAAUGGGAGAGACCCAAAUGUUGUUAUUAACACUGAAAUCAAAAUCAAUAUUGCCUACCAGUUGGUGUUUGCACUCAAGGCCAUCCAUGACAAAGACGUCCUGCUGAAUGAUAUCAAAUCUAACAACGUCCUUGUCGACACCAGCACACCUGACUUCAGAAUAAGAUACAUUGAUUUCGAUCUCGCCACAUUUCGAGGCAGUUAUCAAUAUUCGAUCCAGGCAGGAAAUGCCUUUGCAGCCAUUUUUGGAGGGCAAACAUUUUCCUGGCUUGCCCCAGAAGUGAGAAUGGGUGGUCAGACCACACCUCAGUCAGACAUAUACAGUGUGGGAUAUUUGAUAUCAGAGUUGCAGUGCCCUGAACUGCAGGAAAUGGUUUUUCUAUGUACUCAAGAAAAACCAUAUCCACAGACCUGA